CUCCCGGCGGCUCAAGUUCUGCACAACUUCUCGCCGCUGCCCAGCGCGGUGGCCGCAGGGCCGGGCCAGCUAGCUGCGCUCCUCGGCUCGUCCGUCUCGAAUCCAGGGCAGGUCCUCGAAGAGCAUCUGGUGCCAAGUGGCCGCUGGCGGUCCCUCUCUGCGCCCCACCUCUCUGAUCGCCCCGGUCCCCUCGCGCGGGACGGUGGUGCCCAGGUUCUUGGCCCUUUCUCCUCCCCGGUGCGCUCGGCGCGGCGGAACCCUCCCCGCACCCCUCCUCUGCCAGCGCCUGGAAGCCAGCGGUGGGGACCCAGACUCCCCGAUGGUCAACGUGCGGCACCCUGGGCACUCCCGGGCCAUAUAAGCAGCUGUCCCGCAGAGGCCCCGUGGACAUGGAUGCCUUUUCCCGUACCUCCGUGUGACCGUCCCAACACGAAGCUGCUGAGGCCGUCUCUGGGGUGCCCGUGCCAGGAAAGCCAUGCCUUUCGGCCUGAAGCUCCGCAGGACCCGGCGCUACAACGUCCUGAGCAAGAACUGCUUUGUCACCCGGAUCCGCCUGCUGGACAGCAAUGUCAUCGAGUGCACGCUGUCGGUGGAAAGCACGGGGCAGGAGUGCCUGGAGGCCGUGGCCCAGAGGCUGGAGCUGCGGGAGACGCACUACUUCGGCCUUUGGUUUCUCAGCAAGAGUCAGCAGGCGAGAUGGGUGGAGCUGGAGAAGCCGCUGAAGAAACAUCUGGACAAAUUUGCUAACGAGCCUCUGCUUUUCUUCGGAGUCAUGUUCUAUGUGCCAAAUGUGUCCUGGCUUCAGCAGGAGGCCACGAGAUAUCAGUAUUACCUGCAAGUCAAAAAAGAUGUGCUUGAAGGGAGGUUACGGUGCUCAGUGGAACAGGUGAUCCGGCUGGCCGGCUUGGCUGUGCAAGCUGACUUUGGAGACUAUAACCAAUUUGAUUCCCAAGAAUUCCUCCGAGAAUAUGUGCUGUUUCCGAUGGAUUUGGCCCUGGAGGAGGCUGUUCUGGAGGAGCUGACCCAGAAGGUGGCCCAGGAGCACAAAGCCCACAGUGGGAUCCUGCCCGCAGAAGCCGAGCUGAUGUACAUCAAUGAAGUAGAACGUUUGGAUGGAUUUGGGCAGGAGAUCUUCCCGGUGAAGGACAACCAUGGCAACAGCGUGCAGCUCGGCAUUUUCUUCAUGGGCAUUUUCGUGAGGAACAGAAUCGGAAGACAGGCCGUGAUAUACAGGUGGAAUGACAUUGGGAGUGUCACCCAUAGCAAAGCAGCCAUCCUGCUGGAGCUGAUUGACAAGGAGGAGACAGCGCUCUUCCACACAGAUGAUAUCGAAAAUGCCAAGUACAUUUCUCGGUUAUUUACAAUACGGCACAAAUUUUACAAACAGAACAAGAUCUGCACCGAACAGUCAAAUUCUCCACCCCCGAUCAGACGCCGGCCUACCUGGAGCCGGUCCUCACUGCCGAGGCAGCAGCCGUACAUCCUGCCACCCAUGCACAUGCAGUGCGGAGAGCACUACUCCGAGACCCGCACCUCCCAAGACAGCAUUUUCCCUGGGAACGAAGAGGCCCUGUAUUGCAAUUCUCACAACAGCCUGGACUUAAAUUACCUAAAUGGUACGGUCACCAACGGCAGCGUGUGCAGCGUCCACAGCGUCAACUCGCUCAGCUGCUCGCAAAGCUUCAUCCAGGCUUCUCCGGUGUCCUCCAACCUCAGCAUCCCCGGAAGUGACAUCAUGAGGGCCGAUUACAUCCCCAGCCACCGUCACAGCACCAUCAUCGUGCCGUCUUACAGGCCGACCCCAGACUACGAGACCGUCAUGCGGCAGAUGAAGCGGGGGCUGAUGCACGCGGACAGCCAGAGCCGGUCUCUGCGCAACCUCAACAUCAUCAACAGCCACGCCUACAACCAGCCGGAGGAGCUGGUGUACAGCCAGCCGGAGAUGCGGGAGAGGCCUCCCUACACCUUCCCCUAUGCGCCCCAAGGGGCCUACGGUCACCAACUUGCCAGUCCAUCUGACCAGAUGAGCCCCCCAAAUUGUGCAAUGCCUAGCAAGCCAGGGGCCGGCUCCAUCUCCCACACAGUCAGCACCCCGGAACUGGCCAACAUGCAGCUCCAAGGAGCCCCAAACUACAGCACAGCCCACAUGCUGAAGAACUAUCUCUUCAGGCCACCCCCCCCUUACCCGAGGCCCCGUCCCGCCACCAGCACCCCAGACCUGGCCAGCCACCGCCACAAGUACGUCAGCGGCAGCAGCCCCGACCUGGUGACGCGGAAGGUGCAGCUGUCUGUGAAGACCUUCCAGGAGGACAGCUCUCCCGUGGUCCACCAGUCGCUGCAGGAGGUGAGCGAGCCCCUCACGGCCACCAAGCCCCACGGCCCGGUGAACAAACGCCACAGCCUGGAGGUGAUGAGCAGCAUGGUCCGGGGCAUGGAGGCCAUGACACUCAAGUCACUCAAUAUCCCCAUGGUGCGCCGCAACACGCUCCGGGAGCAGGGUCCCCCAGAGGAGGCGGCUGGCCACCAAGGGCACGGGCUGCCCCAGUACCACCACAAGAAGACGUUCUCAGAUGCCACCAUGCUGAUCCACAGCAGUGACAGCGAGGAGGAGGAGGAGGCCCCCGAGGCGAUUCCUCAGAUUCCUGUGCUCCGGGAGAAGGUGGAAUACAGCGCUCAGCUGCAGGCCGCCCUGGCCCGCAUCCCCAACAGGCCCCCGCCUGAGUACCCGGGGCCAAGGAAGAGCAUCAGUAACGGGGCGCUGAGGCAGGACCAGGGCACCCUUCUUCCUGCCGUGGCAAGGGCCAGGGUGCUGAGACACGGACCGGCCAAGGCCCUCAGCGUCUCCCGGGCUGAGCAGCUGGCUGUCAACGGAGCCUCUCUGGGCCCCUCCAUCUCUGAGCCUGACCUAACCAGCGUGAAGGAACGGGCCAAGAAAGAACCCGUGAAGGAAAGGCCCGUGUCAGAGAUGUUCUCGCUGGAGGACAGCAUUAUAGAGAGAGAGAUGAUGAUUAGGAAUCUCGAGAAGCAGAAGAUGUCGGGCCUGCAGGCCCAGAAGAGGCCUCUGAUGCUGGCAGCGCUGAACGGGCUCUCGGUGGCCCGAGUCCCGGGGCGGGAGGAUGGUCGACAUGAUGCCACCCGAGUCCCCAUAGACGAGCGGCUCAGAGCUCUGAAGAAGAAGCUGGAGGAGGGAAUGGUGUUCACAGAGUACGAGCAGAUCCCGAACAAAAAGGCCAACGGCAUCUUCAGCACCGCCGCUCUGCCGGAGAACGCUGAACGCAGCCGCAUCCGGGAAGUUGUCCCCUACGAGGAGAACCGAGUGGAGCUCAUCCCGACCAAAGAGAACAACACGGGCUACAUCAACGCCUCCCACAUCAAGGUGGUGGUUGGUGGAGCCGAAUGGCACUACAUUGCCACUCAGGGGCCCUUGCCACACACGUGCCAUGACUUCUGGCAGAUGGUGUGGGAACAGGGUGUGAACGUGAUUGCCAUGGUCACCGCGGAGGAGGAGGGUGGACGGACCAAGAGCCAUCGGUACUGGCCCAAACUGGGGUCCAAGCACAGCUCAGCCACCUAUGGCAAGUUCAAGGUCACCACAAAGUUCCGGACAGAUUCUGGGUGUUAUGCCACCACGGGCUUAAAGGUGAAGCACCUGCUGUCGGGGCAGGAGAGGACGGUGUGGCACCUGCAGUACACUGACUGGCCUCACCACGGCUGCCCGGAAGACGUCCAGGGCUUUCUGUCCUACUUGGAGGAGAUCCAGUCAGUCCGACGCCACACCAACAGUGUGCUGGAAGGCAUCAAGUCCAGGCACCCGCCCAUCGUGGUCCACUGCAGUGCAGGGGUGGGAAGGACGGGCGUCGUCAUCCUGUCGGAGCUGAUGAUCUACUGCCUGGAGCACAACGAGAAGGUGGAAGUGCCCACGAUGCUGAGGUUCCUCAGGGAGCAGAGGAUGUUCAUGAUCCAGACCAUUGCGCAGUACAAGUUCGUCUACCAAGUGCUCGUCCAGUUCCUGCAGAAUUCCAGGCUCAUUUGAUCCCCGGAUGCAGCUCCGCAGGAGGGACCCAGCUCUGUCGUGGAGGGGGCGCCACUUCCAGACAAGGUCUGCCUCCAGAGCUGGGAGUGGAUGGCGGCAGCAAGCGGGAGCCAGAGUUACUUACAGACAUCGUGUGUAUUAUUUUAUAUGAGAUAAUUUAUUUUUUCCCUCUUUGGAAUAACUUCUGUGAGUUAUUAUAACCCUUUUUUUUUUCACAAUAAUAUAGUGCUUCUCGUUUGAACCACACUUUGACUGAUCUGCAGUGUAAGCCUGCGGGAGGGAAGGUGGGGGCCCCACGGGGCGUGGUAGACACAGAGGCAUAAAGGAGCACAUCUCUAGUGAAGCUGAGACAAAUUAGUGAUGCCCCAGUCAAAAGUGGCAGGAGAAGGAAUUCAUCCUCUACUGGAGCUGAGAGAGGCAAGGCACCUAUGCGGUAGCAGCUUCCUCUCUACUUCCGCCCUCGUCCUCAGGGACUCUGUUCCUAAUCCUGGGGUGAAGGGUGGGGUCCGCUGGAGAGCACAGUGCCUUUAAGGGUGGCGAGGCUGGUUUUGGUAAAUGGGGGACGCUGCUGUCUUUGCAUUCGCUCCUUGUUCUGGGCCGGAAGUCUGCUGUGGUGAUGCGCUGCAGGCUGGGUGUCUGCCACUUUGUCUUGUGUACGUGGAACAUGGUGGCCGUGGGCCCGGCCGUCUGUGCAGCGCAGCCCCUUGCCUGAGGAGAUGGUAGACCAGGGUGGGAAUGGAGCUGGGUGGGGCCUGGGUGUGGAAUCUUAACUAAAUAAUGUUGAGUGUAGUGGAUGGAAACUUGGAGGAUGAGGUUUGGGGUACAUUUCGUUUUCCUGUCUGUUGCUAAGUUGUUAGAAGUAUCCUAAGGGAAACUGUUAAGGAAACACGUCUGGGAGCUGUCUGGCACUUAGUUGUAGGGCCCUGGUUAGGAGGUACACAUCUGGGGGGGCCACACACCUGGGGGCACACAUCUGUGUCCAACUCAACUGUGGGCCAUUUGGUUCUAGGCUUUAGCUGUCAAGGGCUGACUUGAUUCCUCUUAGGGCUUCAUUGUUGUCGUCCUGAGUCAGGGUUCCAGGCUGAUCUUGAACUUGAUGUGUAGCCAAGAGUGUGGCUCCCAGUCUCCCUGUCUCCACCUCUCAAGUGCUGGGAUUUCAGAUGUGAACCACUAACACACAGGCCAUACUCCCCUUGUGAUGAAUGCUGAGACUUUUGCCAAAUCUUCCAUUGCCUGCCUGCCUUUCAUUGUGCUGCCCGUUCUGGCCAUGGUGGCAUUAACCAUGCUCAGUUUGAAGCUCAGUUUCCUGCCUACGUCUCCUUUUUCCUGAGUAUGAUUUUCUAAUUGCAGUUCGUGGAAGUCAGGUCUUCUUCCACCAUUACAUUUUCCUGUUUUCCUGAGCUGAAAAGACCAAUCAGUGUGCCUUUGUGGCUUCUAUCCCCACAUACUAGAAGAUGCUUAUGACAGCAGAUUGCCCAUGGCUCUGGAAGAUGAGCCAGGCUGUCUGCCCUCUGGGCCAGGGUGGUGCUGAUGCUGACAUUGAUGAAGAGUCCGUAGGUGAGGGCUCCCACCCUCCCUCCCACGUGGUGCACUGUGACCCACGGGGUGUGCGUGUGCCUCAUAGGCCUGGUAUACUGGUGUAAAUUCUGACAGGUACUUUUGGGAAAUGGAAGAGACUAUUAAGAAAGAGGAAAGGCUCACUUCCUUGGCUGUCCUCACCAUGGGGCCCACUUCCAGUUUCUUUAUGUGAUGAAGAAUGCUGCUGCUCGCCUGUCUCUAGCCUUAGUUUGCUAGGAUGUCUCGCAGGGGCAGCGAGGAGACACGCUGCCCUUCUGAACUCCUCACUCAGGGCCCGUCUCUGCCUUACACUAGCAGAACGAGGUACAGGAAAGACACAUGUUUGAGAUCCAGUUCCUAGCCAACACGUGAUGAGACCCACAGGCAAACAUUUAAGUGUCCUGCAAAGGUAUUCCGUUCUUAAACACCCUUGCUUCUGGUUCAUCAGUACAUCCUUUUCCCUUCCGCAGUAAGUCCCCGUGGAUCUCUGGCUAAAUUAUCAGCAGGCAUUUCAUGUCCUUUCAGUAGUAUCUGCAUAACGAUUGUGCAGAGAUGCUUUCUGUCUGGGAAUUGAGCCAAGGAAUAAACCUUGAAGCAAAGUGUAUUAAAUUAGUUUUCCAGUUAGGCCUUUUGGAAAGGUUUCCUGACAAAGUGUUGGGACCAAAGUUGGAGUUGCCAGGGCCCAGUGCUGCGGCUUGGAUUUGAAGGGGGAGAGAAUUAAAACAGGAACCAGUAAGAGCCAUCCCAUCUCACAGCAGAGCAGUUCCCCAACCCUGGUCUUGAGGUUUUCAGUUGUACCCCAAAUUCUGUCUUUCACUCACUCAUUUGCAUAUGCUCACCUUUUCCUGGUUCAGGGUCUCUGCCUCCUGGCUGCUUAAGAUGGCGCCCUCAUCCUGAGGGUGAGAUGCUAGUGGCAAAGCCGAGGAGGGUCUGGCAGAGCUAUGGCUGGUCUUGUGGCACUAAGGUGGCUCCAGGUGGAGUAGGAAGCCCGGGGACCUGCCCAGGGGUCCUGCCCAUCGGCAUAAGCUCCUUCCCCAGGAGGAGUAGAGAAGAGAGCAUCUUUGGGAAGACGAGCGGCUUCCUCUGCUCACAUGGAGGUGAGCCGCAGAUUCCGGGGAGGCUGAGAGCACCUCACCUGUGCUGAGCUUUGAUUUAAUGCACAUACUUGGGGAGACCUGUGAGAAAGGGACAACUCACUGCUCUUUGGUUAGAAGCAACCUGCCCCCCCAACACACACACACACACACACACCCCAAAGUCUUGGGCUCUCUCAGCUACCUCCACCGCCUGGACAAAGGGUCCUUGUCAGGGCGUGGUCCGUAUGGGGACACAGCAAGCCAUAUCCUGCCCUCUUUUGGCUUUUGCUUUCAGCUACUGCCUCCCCCUUGCCAGCAUUUUCCUAUCUUUCAUAAGUUAAUGUAGAUUGCCCCAUGUUGAAUCUCUGGACGGAGUGGACAUACACCACUUAUUUCCUCCCCAAUUCAGUAAGGAUAUAACAACUCGUGCCUUUUCUGCAACUCACAGCCAGGGGACACAAAACUGUUCUUUGUGAUCUGCUGCCUAGCUGUGGUGGCCUUGCGUCUUGUUGGGCUGGGAGGCGCCCCUGAAUGCUGAUGGGUGUCUUGGCAGACAUGUUGUUGUGGGGUCUUUCUUCCCUGGGUGCUGGCAUCGUGUUACCUCAGGCCAGACGUUAUCCAUGAGCUGCAAACCUCUCCUCAGGCACCAGGUGCCCUGGGCCUACCAGUCCCUCCCGUUUCUAGUAGCCUGUCCAAUGGAGAAGGCAGGUUUAGUUAAGUGGUUUCUGUCUGGAGAAGAUGCGCCAGUGAUUGAGGUAGCAAGGGCAAGAAUACCAGGGUUUUCUAGAAUAAACUUCAGGGACACGGUUAGCUCAGACGCCUGUCUGUAACCAUUCAUUUCUUCUCAGUAUUAGGAAUGACCUGUCCACAGAGUGCCAAGUCACUGCCAUUGAGCGGCUUCCUCCUUUUACCAUAGAUUCUGCUGCAGUGUUUCUUGCCAGAGCUCUGGUCAGGCUGCCGUCAGGUUCCCAUAGGUGUCUUCCUGCCUGGUACUCCAGCUCACUCAGCUUCCGGUAGAGAGGUUUGGAUCUUCCUGAGAACUGCGCAUUCCCUGGUGGCUGAGCUUGGUGGCAGACUCUUUAGCUCUGGAGGGUGGAUAAGUCACAAAGAGCCUGCAGGGUUACUGCAGUCCGAGCAAGGAGGCAGAAUGGCGGGCCCUGGCCCACACCGCAGCUUCUGAGUCCUUGGCUGGCAAACUGCCUUCCUGGAUAGGCCUGCUGAAUGUAGUGUCCACUGGGGAAACAGGGUGUGCCCAGCCGCAUGCUGCCAACCCGGCUUGUCCAGAUGGCGGUUAUUCUAGGGAGCUCGGACGCUGGUCCAGUCUUCAGCCUUUCUUCCCUCUCCUCAGCUUUUGCGUUUCCAUCUGGGGAGGAGAGUGUUCUCACCCAGGGUUCGCGGCCCUAGUAGCCUUUGCAGCUUCAUUCGGUGCAUCGUCUUCCUCGGACGCUGCCUGACACGGUCUCCCUUCGGCUGUUCGUGAGCAGCAUUGCAGAGCGGCAGCCUUCAGUCUAACACAUGGAUGGUGUAUUGUUGUUUGGCAGUGAGUUCUUGCUGUCCAGAGCCGCGGUCAGCCUCCCCACUUUAGAGCUAAAUUAAAGGACACUGAGCUGCCAGGCAGGAGGGCCAGAGCAAAUGCCAGCGUAAAUGUGGUUAACUCUUGCGUGGAAAGUGACUCCUGCUAUACUCUUGCCGGCGGGACCAUCAUGUAUUAACAGAGCUUGUCCAAAGACACGGUGGGGAAGAGGUUAGAGCACUCCAGAAUUUCUUACCCAAAACUCAUUGUGCAUACCAGUCAGUUUGAACCCUGCAGUGCUGUCAGACUGGGAAACCAUGAUGUAACAGUCCAGGGAAGACCAUGGUCCAGUGUUGAGAUCUACUCCCCCUGGGCUCCUUGCCUGCUGCCUGCCAUGCGCUGGGACAUGUGUUCUCUGUCCCUGGACAGUGGCUUCGGGGACCCCUGUCCUGACACUGUGCGCCUGUGAGCAGAGAGCUCUGUCCUUACAUGCUAUUCCCAUGGAGAGUAUUCGCAGUCCCUGUGCAAGGCACUUGUGUUUAAAGUAUGCACACUGAGUUGUGCAGUGACUGAGCAUUCUUGUUGUGUGGGCUUGAGGUGACCCCCUCGGGAUGUCACUUUGUCUCCUCGGAACACCACCAAUUUCCCUUGCUCGCUCGCUUUCCAGAUCAGCUCUCUGACGCUCGCACUUCAUUUCCGCUGCCCUGUCCGCGAAGCCCCUAUACAAGUUGAAUCUGGCAAAGGAACAUGGUCUUAAGCUUCUCUACAGUGUCCCCAGAUCAAGAAAUGGGAUCUGGGAAGAUGAGUGACCAGAAUGAAAGUGGUAAAAGACGCCUCCUCAGGCCUUCUCCGUCCUGUCGCCACCUGGCAACAUGGUCCCUUAGUACAGAAGAAGAAAGAAGGGAAAAGCAAAACGAUAUUAGUACGAUUAGAAUACCCCUGGCAGCAGGGCUUCCUGUUUAUGUUGGGGUGCCCUUGGCAGGCUUUUUGGUGAAGGCACCAGCGUGGUAACCUGCAGCCUAGCCUAUUUCUGGCUUGCUAGACCGUUUGCUUCAUCUCUCUCCCUGCUGGCUGUCACCUGGUGAGACAGCCGCCCCGCAGAGCUUCCCCUGAGCCCCACAGGGUAUGCUGUGGUUGCAGUUAGUUCGUGAUAAACUAUCUGUGCAACCCCUCUUCCCUGUUUAAUUUUUCUUCCCCAACCUCUUCCUUAAGGGACACAGAUUCUGUCUCAGGUGGAAGGCUGAGAGGAGAUACAAUGAGCAUUUCAGAUGGGGUUUUUCCAUGCCUUGGGGUGGGGCCUCUCGCUAAAGCCUCAGGAAUGCUGCUUGAGUUUGGCCAGGUGGCCCAGGGCAGGCGCCUGGCGUUCUUGGCAUUUCUCUGGGGCCUCCUGCCCCCCUCAGUGCAGUGUUAGCUAAUAAAUACCUUCAGCAUUGAGCCGAAAGCUGUCCUUCACAGCCAUUUUAUUUACUCAAACGCUAUAAAAUUUUAUUGCAGUUCCUUGCCACUACUGGGAGUCCUAAAAUUCUUUCACCGCAUCCUUUCAGAUACAAGCUCACUCUUCAUUAGAGAUGGCUUCCCGUGUAUGCCCUCCGUCCGUCAGUGGUCAGCUGGCCUGGCUGAGGGUUCCCUGGGAGGCAGGUGGGGUUUACAUGUGCAGAUGACUAUUAAAAGUGUAACCUUUUGUGACUUGUUACCUACAUAACUGGCUAGUUUGUUUCACUCGUAUCACUCCUUCAUUCAGCAUUUUGAUGGUUUCUUUUGGUCAUUUCUAUCAGAUGUUGUGAAUUUUGGUUUCCUUCAAAAUAAUUGACAUUUUAUAGCUUUUAUUUUAUAUACACCCUGCCCUCAGAAACCAGCUUUCUUUAGGGCUCUGGGGUCGGCCCACAGGCCUCCACCAUGGCUAGAGCGCAGUGCUGUGUCAGAUGUGUUUGGCUUUUGUGGGCCAUCCUGGACCUAGCAGCCACUAUGGUGUAAGCUGUUAAAAAAAAAAAAAAA
Psammomys obesus (fat sand rat) is the source of this 10174-nucleotide messenger RNA. RefSeq names its product protein tyrosine phosphatase non-receptor type 14 (gene Ptpn14). Gene Ontology annotation, cellular component: cytoskeleton. The record is from RefSeq and is a predicted model, not a curated record. Gene Ontology annotation, biological process: protein dephosphorylation; lymphangiogenesis. NCBI's taxonomy places the organism in Eukaryota, Metazoa, Chordata, Mammalia, Rodentia, Muridae. Gene Ontology annotation, molecular function: protein tyrosine phosphatase activity.